Spea bombifrons (plains spadefoot toad) is the source of this 2013-nucleotide messenger RNA. RefSeq names its product SV2 related protein (gene SVOP). Lineage: Eukaryota; Metazoa; Chordata; Amphibia; Anura; Pelobatidae. The record is from RefSeq and is a predicted model, not a curated record. The transcript is spliced from 16 exons. Bases 158 to 1804 code for a protein of 548 amino acids. Gene Ontology annotation, molecular function: transmembrane transporter activity. Gene Ontology annotation, biological process: transmembrane transport. Gene Ontology annotation, cellular component: membrane.
CCAGCUAGUCUGGCGAGGAACCAUUCCUGAAGCCUGUCGCAUCUGCUGGUGCUGGGAGCACCCAGGAGCUGUCCAGCUAAGAGACCUCCUGAACCCUCAGCACAAUGUGACGGUCUAUGAGAGCCCUGAGAGCAUCUCUAUCAUACACAACACAGAGAUGGAGGAUGAUUUGUUCCAGCUGAGACAUCUACCCGUUGUAAAAUUUCGACGGACAGGGGAGAGUUCUAGAUCAGAAGAUGAUAACAUUUCAGGAGAACAUGAGAUUCAGAUCGGACCGGUGCAAACCGAUUUGGAAGCAGUGGAGUUGGAAGAUGGAACCACGGUGCCGAAGGAAUUCGCCAACCCAACAGAUGAUACAUUUAUGGUGGAAGAUGCUGUGGAAGCCAUUGGUUUUGGGAAAUUCCAGUGGAAACUUUCUGUCCUCACUGGCCUGGCUUGGAUGGCAGAUGCCAUGGAAAUGAUGAUACUUAGUAUUCUGGCCCCACAACUCCACUGCGAGUGGCGGUUACCCAGCUGGCAGGUGGCACUGCUCACAUCGGUUGUGUUUAUUGGAAUGAUGUCCAGCUCAACUCUCUGGGGGAAUGUUUCUGACCAGUAUGGAAGGAAGACUGGCCUGAAGAUCAGUGUGUUCUGGACCCUUUAUUAUGGGAUUCUCAGCGCCUUUGCCCCAGUCUAUAGUUGGAUUCUUGUCCUCCGGGGGCUGGUUGGCUUUGGGAUUGGAGGUGUACCUCAGUCAGUGACUUUAUAUGCAGAGUUCCUACCCAUGAAAGCCAGAGCUAAGUGCAUACUAUUGAUUGAGAUCUUCUGGGCUAUAGGCACCGUGUUUGAAGUGCUUUUGGCAAUCUUUGUGAUGCCCACUUUGGGCUGGCGUUGGCUUCUCAUCCUCUCAGCCCUGCCUCUUAUGCUGUUUGCCAUCUUGUGUUUUUGGUUACCGGAGAGUGCUAGAUAUGAUGUCUUGUCUGGCAACCAAGAGAAGGCCAUUGCUACAUUAAAACGCAUUGCAACUGAGAACGGGGCUCCCAUGCCUCUGGGAAAACUCAUCAUUUCAAGGCAGGAAGACCGUGGUAAAAUACGUGAUCUUUUCUCACCUCAGUUCCGACGUACAACUCUGUUACUUUGGUUUAUAUGGUUUUCAAAUGCUUUCUCUUACUAUGGACUGGUCCUGCUAACAACAGAACUGUUCCAAGCCGGAGAUGUAUGCAGCAUUUCUAACCGGAGGAAAACAGUGAAGCCAAAAUGCAGUCUUGCCUGUGAAUUUUUAACUGGUGAAGAUUAUACAGAUUUACUAUGGACCACUCUGUCUGAAUUCCCAGGGGUGUUGGUCACCUUAUGGAUCAUUGAUAGAGUGGGUCGAAAGAAGACUAUGGCCAUUUGCUUCUUUGUUUUCUCUUUGUGUUCCCUUCUCUUACUCCUUUGCAUUGGACGGAAUGUCCUCACAGUCUUACUCUUCAUUGCAAGAGCCUUCAUAUCGGGUGGAUUUCAAGCAGCCUAUGUUUACACUCCAGAGGUUUAUCCCACAGCAACACGAGCCCUAGGUCUGGGAACAUGCAGCGGUAUGGCUCGCGUCGGGGCAUUGAUUACACCCUUCAUUGCACAAGUGAUGUUGGAGUCAUCUAUAUAUCUUACAGUCUUGGUAUAUAGCGGCUGUUGCAUUUUGGCAGCUGUGGCCGCCUGCUUCCUACCCAUUGAAACCAAAGGCCGUGGCCUACAGGAGUCCAGCCAUAGGGAAUGGGGCCAGGAGAUGGUGGGAAGAGGACAACACAACUCUGGAGUCACCCAUUCCAACUCUGGCUCUCAAGAGUGAUCAACAUUUCAUUUGCACACUGCACAUACACACAUACACCAUUUACAUGCAGGAAUAAGCAGGAUGACAGCGGAGGCCAAAGCACUUUACAGAGAAAGAGAGCAGUGGUACUGCUUCCGAGUGCAGGAUACAAAAAUGAUUAUGGUGACUAAGUAGGGUUGUAUUUUAUUACUUCAUAUAAUAACAAUCUCAACAGAGAUAAGGAAUAA